AUGGGAGUCUUGACACCCUUCAAAGCAGCAGUGCUGGUCAACAGCAUAUCAGAGCUCGACUCCUCCUUCAAAGCCGCGUUUCAAGAGCGCAUCAUCAGCGCCUGCCCUGGCGCGCAAGUCGACUUCUUCGAUCCAAUAGAAGUCCAGAUAUACCCCGAGCCAGGUCAAUACGACUUGAUUGUUUUAAGCGGCGGUACCGCAGACGUCAUGGCAAAGGAUAUUUCUUGA
Molecule: messenger RNA, 228 nt
Organism: Ascochyta rabiei
Lineage: Eukaryota; Fungi; Ascomycota; Dothideomycetes; Pleosporales; Didymellaceae
Product: Glucosinolate gamma-glutamyl hydrolase
Exons: 1
Coding region: 1-228 (75 amino acids)
Source: RefSeq, a predicted model, not a curated record